Molecule: messenger RNA, 2406 nt
Organism: Cladocopium goreaui
Lineage: Eukaryota; Dinophyceae; Suessiales; Symbiodiniaceae
Source: the annotation of a GenBank genome assembly
AAGCAGCUGUGUACUGGGUCAAGCCCAGUUUUGAGCCCCCGGCGGUUGGCUGCCUGCACUGCAAGGCAGCUACCAUGCCGGAGGAGGAUGAGGAGUUGCAGGCCACCAUGGCAGCUGUGAAGCGGCACUUUGACGCAGAGGAAUUCGAGGAAGCCUUGCCGCUGGUGACCGAGGCUUAUAAAGCAAAACCAGGAAAUCCACUGGUGGUCAGGAGCUACAUCUUCACGCUUGUCAAUGUCUCGCAGUGGGAGAAUGUCUUGAAGGCUUGCAAAAAGCAUGAAGACCUCGAGGAUAUGGACUUCGAGCAUGCCUAUAGUCUGUAUCGGCUGAACCGCUUCAAGGAAGCAUUGGAGAUUUUGGGCUCCAGGAAGAGCAAAGAUCCAGAGGAAGUCGCUCGCAGAACGCGACUGGAAGCUCAGAUUCAAUACAGACUAGCAAGCUACGACUCUUGUGCAGACAUGUACGGUCGGCUCCACAAGGAAGAUCCUGAGGACAAUGGUCUGCUUGUAAACGCAGUAGCUGCUCAUGUUGCGGGUGAGCAAUCGCGGAAGGCUAUGGCCAUUGUGUCUAGAAACCAGGAAGCCUUGGAGUCCUCCUAUGAGUUGUGCUUCAAUGCUGCGUGUGCUUUGAUCGAUGAGGGCCGGCUGAAAGAGGCUGAGGCUCAAUUGGCUCGAGCCAAGCAGCUCUGCACUGAAGAGUUGGUCCAGGCCGAAGAUGCAGCAGAAGCAGAUGCCAGUUUGUUGGAGGACCACGAGGAGCUGGCUGCCAUCAAUGUGCAGCAAGCGUGCGUGCUGCAGCGUUGUGGUAAAGAAGAUGAAGCGAAGGAAUUGUAUGACAAAGUGCUGCGCCAAAAGCCAGCCGAAGGACACGAGGUUGAUGUCACUGUGCUAGCAGUGGCAUGCAACAACGUUGUGGCCUUGCGUUCUGAGGGCAAGUCUUUGUUCGACAGCCUCAAGAGGAUCAACGUUGCAUCAAAGGAGAGCUUGGAGCACAAGCUCACGCGCAGACAGAUGGUGGAUAUUGCCUGCAACAAGAUUCUCCUUUUGCUUCAGGCACACAAAAUGGAUGUUGCUAAGAAGGAGCUUGAGAAACUUCGCCAAAGCUAUUCUGACCACCCGAGAGUAGCAUUGGUACAGGCAGCCAUGGCCUACAGAGAAAAGAAGAGCAAAGCUUGCGAGGAAGUACUCCAAAGCUACUUGACAUCACAUCCUGAUGAUGCUCAGGUGAUUCUUCCUUUGGCACAGCUCUACGCACAACAGCACAAACAUGAAGCAGCAGUGGAGGUUCUCGCCAAGCUUCCCCUCAGCAGCCGAACGCAGCCAACCACAGUGGAAGCCAUAGUGAGCCUCUACAACAGGCAGAAGAAUCCUGAGAAAGCAGUGGCCUGCUUGCGCGAAGCAAUCCAGUACUGGUCCAAGAACGAGGAGGAGACCGACACUUUGGGCCAGGUGCUGCGAAUCGCAGCUCGUGUUGCUGUGCAGAUCAAAGACAGAGCCUUGGCCGCUGAGGUCUAUCAGAGUUUCCUUGAGAACAUCGAUGGAUCGGAUUAUGAAGCGCUGUGUGGCCUAGUCCAGGCAUUGUCGGUUACAGAUCCAGAAAGGGCGACCGAGUACGCAGAAAGGCUGCAGGUGCCUUCCUUUGAUCACCUUGAUGCAGAGGAGCUUGAAGCACAACCAAUUCCAAAGGUUGGAGCAAUGUUUUCUCAGCGAAGACGCGACCGCGACGAGGAGGCUGAUGGAAAGCUCACAAAACCGAAGAAAAAGCGGAAGCGAAAGAUUCGGUACCCGAAGGGCUUUGAUCCCGAAAAUCCAGGACCUCCUCCUGACCCAGAGAGAUGGCUCCCAAAGAGAGAGCGAUCAGAGUUCAAGAAAAAGAUGCGGAAGAGGGACAAGCAUUUGCUGCGGGGCCCACAAGGGGCGAUCACCACUGAAGACUUCAGAAAGCAGGGCCCAUCAACGGCUCAAGUGGAGGUCUCCAAGGAUGCAGCGGGACCUUCAAGACGAAGCAACAGAAAAAACAAAGGCAAGUGAAGAGUGCAGCUCCCGUUCUUGCCUAGCUGAAGCAUUCAGUGGUGAAAUCGUCGGAUCGCUUUGCAGCGGCUGAAACGAAUGUGCUUGUGGGUUUGGCGAAGAGGUCUGCCAGAUAUCCCCGGAUCAACAAAUGCCAGAAGCACAAAUGGAUGCAAAUGGCAUCAAAUAGCUCAUGUUUUGCAUUGAGUGCCGAGCGUAAGGCAUUGACUCACAUUUUGCGAGUACGAAAGGCUGUUUGUUUUGUUUGUUUGGAUUAUGCACUACUGUGCCAUUGGGGGCAGAAAAAAAAUAUCGCCUGCCAACUGCACAAGAGCCAGGUGCGAGGCAUGGAGAGCCAAGGGCGAAACUAAGCAGCGCAGAGAGGUCGCUGAAAAGA